UAUCUGGUGAUUAGAUAUUUUAUAUAUCUAUAUAUUUGUAGAGGUGAAAACACGUAGGGUUGGAUUGAUGCCAUAAUGCUUGUUGAAAAUAUAAAUUCAUAGAUGAAACUACAGAGUUUUAGGCAAAUCAUUUUUUAAAAGUAGAUCCCUCAUGGUUCAGUCUCCUCUGCCUGGUCCCUGAGCAAGAAGUUCACUUAAAAAUGAUUUCAGUCUGUGAAAACAAUCCUAGGGCUUUCAAUGUACUAUAUUAAUAUGCAUGAAAAAUGAACAAUUAUGAAUCACAAUUGUGAUGCUCACUGAGAUGAAACAGAGUGUCCACUGUCAACUUAAAAAGAUAGCCUAUUGAUAUUUUUAGUAAGGCUGCCCAAAGAAUCUCUAAGACAGCAGUUUACAUAUUGUGAACAUGAGGCUUCUUAAAUCAAGGAGGCAGGGACAAUGAUGCAGGCUCCUACACCAGCAAAUCAGUACUUUGGAUGGGAAAAUGAUCAACUUCAGUGGCUGUAGGUUUAAAAUGUAAUCUUACCCUGAUAUUUGUGGGGAUGUUUUGAUGCCAUUGUUGGAAAAUAUAUUGGUACAAGUAUUCAGGGCUGAAAUAAAAAGAGUUUGAAAACAACAGAGUUUGUCUGGCAGAUGGCAAAAUCAGCCAUCAUUGUUUUGGAAGGAUUGGAACCACUGUAAUGUCUCCUAAGCUUUGGCCAGGUAGUUGGGGCAGAAGGAUAUACAAUAAUUAUUGAUUGUGUCAAAUGCCAUUGAGAGGCCUAGUAGAACAAAAGGUUUGCCCUCCUACCAUCAAGUCUACAGUGCAAGUAAUUCAGCUGAGCAACUAAGGCAGUUUCUGUCCUAAUACCAUGUCAGUAAAUAGACUGGAAUGGAAGGCACCCUCCACAUUUUGAGAACAAUUUUGAGGAUUCUAGUAUCCUGGUUGUUUUACUGAAAGAUUAUUCCACAAAGAGGGCAAAGACUGGGAGCCCAAAGCUCUGUGUCCUUACCCUAACAUGAGACUCUGUCGUGUUCCAUUGACACAGAUGCUGUCAGCUACACUCCUUUUUGUCUUUGUGGUUGGCAACUGGAAGCCAGACAUUUAGGGGAGUAGAUUUGGCUCACAGCCUGCCAACACUAGAAUGUUUCAUUUAAUCUUGCCACUCCAGUAUCAACCAUGUUGGGGAUCAAUAUAUUUUUAAAUAAAACGUCACAAUCAUGUUCUGACUACUUGAAUAUCAUAUUUAAUUUGUCAAGGAAUAUAAUGAAUUCAGCAUAGUACUGAGAGCAAAUUGCAAUGAUUACUUUUUUUGCUUGCAUAUAUUCCCCUCACCAUCUGAAACAGAUAUACUGUAUGUCUGUUUUAUUUCCUCUUCUGCACACUUGAAUAGUGCAGCUGCAUCUUUUCUUCAGGCAUAAUGGCCUUCAUAUAUCUUUUGCAUAUUGUCAUGCAUGUAUAGCCCACAUCUGAGUGGUGAGAAAUUUCAGGCACUCCACUACUUUCCCAGGCACUCCAGCACUUACCCAGUCACUGAAGGUCACUGGAGACUUAUGGCAUUUCAGUGAUAUAAAGAAUAUAUGUGUGAGUGAGUGUAAGAUAAUGGUUCAUAGCAUUAGCACCCAAACAGAUUCCUGCUUCACAUCAAAUUUCUAGAAAAACCAUUCAUUUUUGCAAAGUGUAAAGGCAGCUCCCUACCUCACUGCCAGAUCCAGUUCAAGCACAGAUAGCCGCACCUAAAGACUUAGCUUAUUUUUAUUGUUCUUACAUAUCUCUGCAUUAGACCAUUUCUUCGGGCAACAGGUAACUCCUGUUCCAGAGCAGUCUACCUAUGGCAUCUCUAAGGACAGCCAUCACUCCCAUAAUCUCCAUCACAGCAGGGAACCUGCCUUGGUUUGACUAUUCUAGUACUGUCAUUUCACAAUGAUAGAAUAAAAGAACUGGGGGAAAGCAUUCUUGAAAGUUUAUUUAGACCAACAGGAACAGUUUGUGGGAAGCCCUGCUGGCAAACUGGAAUUUUCCACUAGCAAGAUGUUGCUACUGGCAAUCUGUUGCCAAGCCAGCUUGAUCUAAAUGGCAGGGGGGUCUAUUAUGGCAGUGCUUCCAUUCUUCAAGGUUCCAUCCUCAAGGAACUGAUUCAAUAUCACUAAUCUACCAGGACUAACACUUGCACAAUUAGGAUGCAGUACUUUGCCUGAGCAACAAAUUCCUAGGUUCACAAGUGCUGCUAGUUACUUGCCUCAGGUUUUUUUUUGCAGGUUGUGGCCAUGUGUUGUCCCUGCCGUACUCUGCCUAACUGCCACCUAAUUUUGUCUGUUUUCUGUCUGGUGUGUAUGCUACUAGAGAGAAUCAUUCUAAACCUUGCUUGCUCCUAUAACUACUUCAGUCUAAACAACUACACAGCUGGACUCUCUCUCACUGAUCCCCUGACCAUUACAGACUAUUUUUGAAUGACCCUGAGGGCUUGAUUCUGAUCCUGCAAUCUGUUCAUGAUUAUAGGUAUUUGUGACAAAUGGGCACAGCAAAGGUUGAUUUUCAAAGACUGGUUUAUAUCUUCCUCCCAAUUCUGCAAGUUUUCCAAAUUCUUUCUAAUGCAUGCCUUGGUAGUGCUAAAAGUCACAGCAGCCUAUACUCUCAAAGUCAGAACAAUCCAAAAGACUCUGACUUGUUCUACCAGCUAAAGACCUCUGUGGGAAUGUGGGGUAGGACUUAUAAAUAAAAAUGGAGAAAGAACCAGAGCAGGGAAGAAAAGUGUAGCUAAACUGUUCUUGUUCUGAACAACAAGAACACUCUGGUUCCUAUCAGAUUGAUUGAUCAGGAUGUUUGUACCACCUACCACCUUGCAAAAUACCAAACCACUCCCUCAGAAAUAGUAUCAUACAGCUGUCACAGGCACUGGUGCUAGACUGGCAACAUCAGCAGGAAAUGUAAUAAUGAUGGUUCACUGAAGUAGCUGCAUAGAAAUAGAUUCACUUGGCUGAUGCAUCACUGUACAUUUCAAAACUACAUAUGUAUAAAAAGAAAAGUAAGAAUGGGUUAAUGUACACCUGUGGUGAUUCUUGUACUGUUCCAUUUCUACUUCCUUUUAAGUUGCAUUUUUCUGUGGUUUCAAAAAAGACAGAAGAACCACGGGGAAAACAAAGGGAGCAACAAUUUGAUGCUAAUUUUGAUGCCCUGUAAAAACUGUAAAAUGCAGCUUGAAUAAUCCAGAGUAAGCACUAUUGUGAAAAUACCUCAAUCUGAUAGGAACCAGAGUGCAAGGCAAGAAAUAUGGGUGUCUAUAAUAGGUGUAUAAGAGUGCUUCACAAUUCUGAAAAUGGAGUAUCUUUACAAGUUUCAAAUGGCAUUAGUAGAAAUAGGCUUUAUUAAAUUUGGGGACCCAUCAAGAAUUCAGCUGCCAGCCCUUCCCACUUGCCAAGCAUGUGCCAAUACAUGUUUAUUGAACCCCUAAUAUGCACCUGGUUGGGAGGCAUUUGGGUGACAUUAGUGAAAUCACACUUUUCAUGUCUUUUUUCUUGGUUUUCUGGAGGCCAGAAAUAUGUAUAAUUAACAAAUGGCUAAACAAGUAUGAGUGUAUCAUACAUGUAAUUACUCAGUCGGCAAAUAACUGCGGCCAAUAGGAAACUGAAUGGACACUUACUCUUUUAGACAUUGAACAGAAGUUUUCAACCAAUAGCAGAGUUCUUUUUAUGUCAUAGCAGUUAAGAGUGUCCCACUAGAGGGCACUGCUACAUAUUUACAUAUAAAAAACUAAUGUGUGCAUUUUGUUUAAACCAUUUUCUAGUCUGGAAAAUAGUUGUUCAAUAGCUGUAAGUAGGUUGAUUCUCGAUAGACUUUUUAAUUCAAGAUGAAAAAGAAGGCCUUGAAUUUAAAACAGGCUCUCAGACUGAAUCAGAGGACCAUCAACCUGAAACCUGUCACAUGCUAGCAAGUAACUUGAGCCAAUUUUUAUGAAAAUAAGUAUCAUGGUUGAUUAAGCUGUCCUCUGAUUGCUCCAUCCAUCACUCUGUACACUGUUCCACAGACAGUGAGUUCAGGGAGUGGCAAAGCAUACAAAUUAGAAACCAAAGAAGGGAAGGCCCCAAUAACAAGGGCAAAAACAGAAUAUUUUAUUGGUCUACUGAGCUUUUAUAUUUUUUUUCUUCAGGGGAAUUCUUUUUAGUAUUACAUUGCAAGCUAGAGAACACAAUGCAUUGCUUUGAAAGGCCUUUAAGAAGAAAUAUAUUUUUUUAAAAAAAAGUUGGUCCAACUGUACCUUCAUUUUUGUCUACUUUUGAGAUUUCAUCUUCCCUUCCAAAGCAAGCAAAUGACCAUUCAUACACCCUUAAGCUCCCAAAUGUCUGGUAUUGCAGAUCAAGAUACAGAAAUUUAUUAAUUGUAAUAUUUGGUUGGUGUAUAUUAUAUGCAUAUGUAUAGUGUUUCAGUUUGUCUAUUUGUUACAAUAUUUUAAUUGUAUUAUUUUAUUAAUGGUAUUAUUGAUUUUAUUGUAAUGCUGCCCAGCAAGCCUUAUGCUAAUGGAUGGGUUUUAUACUAAAUAAAUGUUCCUUGUUAUUAUAGUUUCUAUAGUACUCUUGACAAACUUUAAUUGCUAAUAUUAUUUGCUUAAUUCUUCGGCCAGGGCGACUUAUUUUAUAAUGUUAAUGUGUUUUAUAUUUUAACUGAUGUUGUAAGCCACCCCGAGGCUUCAGCGAAUGGGGCGGCAUAGAAAUUUUUAAAUAAAUAAACUGCAGAUGGAAAAUUAGAGAAAACUCAUGUCUGCUUUUACAAGAGGAAAACUGAGUUGGUCAAUAUAAACAAAUGAAGGAAAGAUGUGGCCUACACAUUUGGAAACUUUUCCUUGGCAUAAUGAAAAAUACAGAAAGAAUGCGCUGAAUAUUAAGAUAAUAUACUGCUUUUCCACCAAAAAUAGUCUUCAUGGAAGUUAAGAAUUAACAAAAAAAGGUUAAAAAGAAACUCUUACUCAAAGAGUAAAACAGAUUUAUGACAACUCAUUUAAAAAUAAACACAGAAAGAGCACCUAGCAAGUAAAGCUCUUUAACAAUUGUGGAUUAAUGAUCUCCUGCACUAUCUAUUCAAUGGGACCAAUUACCUGGGGAAGUUGUGGGCUCUCCCUAGCUGAAGAUAUUCAAAAUGCAUUUGGACAGUCAUCUGAAUGGAUGGUGCAGCUUAGCGGUCUGCAAUAUUAGGGAGCUGGGCCCAAAGGCCUUCUGGCCCCUUCCAACUCCACUAUUCUAUGAAGGUUUCGGCCUUGUCACAGGAAAUUAUGCCUCUAAGAUACUCCCUUUCCCACAAAGUCUACUAUCAAACGGCAGCAUUCCUUUUCAAAAAACAUGGUAAAAUGAAGGUACCUGAAGGGGCAGGGUGGAUAUAAGUUUCCUCUUGCUUUUAACAAGCUUUCAGCUUUUGCCCUACAUGUGAAUUUUCUUUAACUACUGUUAAUAUCAGGGAAGGCCGGAUUGGGGUGGGGGAGGGGGAACAUGGCAAGGUUUAUCUUAUCAACCUGCUUUAUUCUAGGAAUGAAUUUAGGAGCUUGUUUCAUGCUACUAAAAACAUUUGAGUAAAAUGUAUAUAGGGUUGACGGUUUUGCUACUACACAAAAUCUCCCUGUAGCUGUAUUGCUAAACUUAAAUACUCUCUGGUAUAAGAACGUUGUUUUCUGGCAUUUUAAAGAUAAUCUGUUAUUUCCUCAACUGCUGAAUAUUUUUUAUUAGGUCUUUGUUUAUUCUGAUGUUACAAUUGCGGAAAGUUUGGAUGUUUACGUUUUCUCACGUUUAACGCCCCGCUUUUUAAGCUAGAACUGUUGCCAAUGGUAACAAUCCCGCGCUCCCCGGACUCGGUGCUCGAUUAUUAAGCCCGGUAUUCAAUUUCCUUUGAGGUAAUGGAAAGAAACAGUUGCGUUCCAUCCUUUUCUCGGCUCUGGAUUAACCGUGUCUGCCCCGAGCUCUAGUGUUGUUUUCUCGGAGGCAAGAUGGCUGCGGCGGUGGCCGGGGCGGCCCCACUGGGCAAGGGGCUGGACAUCAGCCUGGCGGCUCUGCAGCAGCACGACCCCUAUAUCAGCAGCAUCGUGGACGUGGCCAGCCAGGUGGCGCUCUACACUUUCGGGCACCGUGCCAAUGAGUGGGAGAAGACUGAUGUUGAAGGAACACUGUUUGUUUACACAAGAUCAGCUUCACCGAAUUAUGGAUUCACUAUUAUGAAUAGGCUGAGCAUAGAGAAUCGGACAGAACCUAUAACUAAAGACCUGGAUUUCCAGUUACAAGACCCUUUUUUACUCUACAGAAAUGCCAGAUUGUCCAUUUAUGGAAUUUGGUUUUAUGAUAAGGAAGAAUGCCAAAGAAUUGCAGAGCUCAUGAAAAAUUUAACUCAGCAAGAACAACUGAAAGCACAGCAGGGGGCUGGGAUAGGAAUGUCCCCAGUAACCCUGAAUUUGGGUGACAGCAAAGAAGUGGAUAUCCUACAGAUGCUCACCAAAGCCAAAGAUGAAUAUACCAAGUGUAAGUCAUGCUCUGAGCCAAAACAGAUAACCAGCUCUUCUGCUAUAUACAACAACCCCAACUUGAUCAAACCAAUUCCAGUGAAGCCUAACGAAACUCAGCACCAAAGUGCAUCUCAACAAGUCCAGAACAUAGACCCCGAACCACAACAUCUUUCUCUAACAGCACUCUUUGGAAAGCAGGAAAAAUCUAGUAUAUACCAAGAUACCUCAGAGCAGUCACAGAAACUUCAUCAAGAAAACUUUCCUCUAAGACAAGGAGUUAUGCGCUCUUUGUCCUAUGAAGAACCUGGAAGACAUUCACCCACAGUGGAGAAGCAGCUUUGUCCGGCCAUUCAAAAACUCAUGGUGCGUGGGGCAGAGCUUCACCCAGUCUGUGAAAUCCCUGAGAACCGACUAUGUGAAAAUGGCAGCAUCCCUUCUGUGGGAGAAGUUUUCACUGGACUCUUCCAGCCUGUGACUUCUCAGGGCAUGAGGACAUCUCAUCCAGCCCAGGAUUCAGCCAGCACGCAGAGCCUACUGCAGCAACUGCAAAGUCAGUCAGUACAAAUGACAAAAAUGGAACCCAGCAAUGUAGGGGCAGCAAGUUCAGUUGCAUCAGUCUUCACCACAACUCCUUCUGCCUCCUCAGUGGCCCAAGUCAAGAACAUCACCCAACCACAUAUGAUGUGUUUUAAUGGAUCCCUCCCAGGCCAAACUUUGGGGCCUUCAGCUCUUAGUAAAGAACAGCCCAAACUUCCUGGGCAGUCACUUCCUCUUUCUGGGAACCAGCCUGGCAAUUCUGGAGUAAUUUCACCACAGGAAUUACUAAAGAAGCUCCAGAUAGUGCAACAGGAGCAACAGUUGCAUGUAUCCAGUCGGCCAACCUUGGCAGCUAAGUUCCCUGUGGUUACUCACAGCACAGCUGCUUUGAAACCUUUGGAUUCCUGGAUGGACAAGCCUUCAAACACAGAAAAGCAGCCUCCUCUUUUUCAGCAGGUUCUCUCACCACAGCGGAUUCCUGCUACUGUAACUCCAUCACUACUGAUGUCUCCAAUGGUGUUUAGUCAGUCUGCUUUAGCACCACCAAAACCAAAUGAAAGUGGAUGGCUGCCAGCAGUAAACCAAGAAGCUAUUCCAAGUUCAACCAAUCUUCUCCUGCCUAUGCAGAACCCAGAACAACCCACUGCGAGCAGCAAUCCAUUGACAAAGCUGCAGCUACAGGAGACAUUGUUGCAUCUUAUCCAGAAUGAUGACAACUUCCUAAACAUCAUAUAUGAUGCUUACCUUGUCAGCGUGAAAAAAGCAGCCCUGAAAAAGCCUAAGUGAAGCCGAUUUUUUAAAUUAAAUGUGUUACAGCUUUCUCAGAAACCUACAAAACCAUUUUGACCAGAGAUGGCAGCAGGAAAAAAGAGUGCACACAUAAUGGGCAAUGUUGCCUCUUUCUUAUAACCUCCAAUUCUGAAAAAAAAUACCAGUCUCUAUCCAUUGGAAUGUGCCAGCAAGAGAACUGCUUUUCAUACUAGUUUUUUAAUGUCAUGCUUUAACACAGAUCAGCUGCAUCUGAAAAGAGAAAUUGGGGAUCGUCAGACCAAAGGUUGGUUGCAAGACUUGCAUCUGCCAAGAAUCUGAGAGGACUUGGCGUACCUAGUUCUUUUCUUAGAGAGAAACAUGUGUUAAUUCUUCCUCCACUAUGUUUUUGAGAGCAAAUCUGCCUUUUAAAAGUACUUGGACGAGAGCUGCAAUUCAGAGAAAAUUAGGCACAAAAAUGUCCAUUAAAAUCAAUGUGCCCUGUUAAGAUUCCCUUGUUCAUGGGAUUGUGCUCCCUACAAUGUAGCCCCAGUUUACCUAUUAUCUGCUAACUAUGAAAGAUGCAAAUUGUCUUUUUUAAAAACUCUUUUGUAAACACAUAUUUUUCUAUUUUGUCACCUGAAUAUUCAUACCAACAGAUGAUGAAAUUAUAGUCCUUAGAAAAUAGUAUUUUAUUUCUAGGUGUUCUUGCCCUUUGAUGUAGACACAGGCUAGCACCAGGCCGCAGUAUUUCUGUGUGCUUCUAGGGGAUGGCUUCAUCAUUUUUAAGUAUUCUGUUAACAGUAGUAAAAAUAAUAAAUAGUUUCAUUUUCACUGUGUUGUUCUGUGAGCAGAUGGGUGAUGGUUUCAAUGAUCCAUUUGUAAAGAAAAUAAAAUGGAUUACACAGA
Molecule: messenger RNA, 8648 nt
Organism: Varanus komodoensis (Komodo dragon)
Lineage: Eukaryota; Metazoa; Chordata; Lepidosauria; Squamata; Varanidae
Gene: DCP1B
Product: decapping mRNA 1B
Exons: 10
Coding region: 5946-7778 (610 amino acids)
Biological process (GO): positive regulation of catalytic activity; deadenylation-independent decapping of nuclear-transcribed mRNA; deadenylation-dependent decapping of nuclear-transcribed mRNA
Cellular component (GO): P-body
Molecular function (GO): mRNA binding; enzyme activator activity
Source: RefSeq, a predicted model, not a curated record